Fusarium redolens is the source of this 1019-nucleotide messenger RNA. RefSeq names its product glyoxalase-like domain-containing protein. Lineage: Eukaryota; Fungi; Ascomycota; Sordariomycetes; Hypocreales; Nectriaceae. Bases 99 to 941 code for a protein of 280 amino acids. The transcript has a single exon. The record is from RefSeq and is a predicted model, not a curated record.
ACUGGUUCUGAUCACGCAAUUGGCUAAAAUACCUACGACACCAAGCUUUUUCCCUCAUUAUCAACUUCAACCUCUUCAACACAACGCCAUCCUUGAAAAUGACCGAAAGCAACAGUCUGCGACCGAUUUUAGAUCACAUUGUGAUUCUUGUGUCCUAUCAGACUCUCCAGCAACUUCCAAAGCGAUUGGAGAGUGUCCUCACUGUAAUUGAUGGCGGGGCUCAUGCAGAUGGCCGCACAGUAAACAAACUUAUCGAAUUUUCCGACGGAGUCUAUAUUGAACUCAUUGCUUUUCAAGACGGCAUAGAUCCUGAAAGGCGCAAGGCGCAUAGGUGGGGAGAGCUAGAGGAGAACACCCUCGUCGACUGGGCGUAUACCCUUCCCGAUGAAAAGGACUUCGGGGUGAUUCAACAACGGGUCAAGGACGCGAACUCUGAGAUUAUCUACCACGAUCCUGUCCCUGGCGGUCGCAUCAGGCCUGACGGCGUUGAGUUGAAGUGGUCUGUUGCUUCGGCAUAUACUGCUUCCGGCAAGGCGGUGCAUCCAGGUAAAGCACCAUUCUGGUGUCUUGAUCGCACACCGAGACAUCUGCGUGUACCUUACAAGGAAGAUGAUGGUUCUGAGCCCUCUUAUACAAAGCAUACUUCCGGUGCGAUUGGGGUCUCUGGAGUCUCUAUCUCAGUGCCCAAGGAGGAACGCCAUGUGAUUGCGGGGGUAUAUAACGGCAUUCAUGGGUCUAAUACGGAGCAGGGGACAUGGCCUUUCGUUGUUCACUCUGGUUCUAGGAAUGGAAAGCAAGCAAUCACACUGGAGAUCAGCCAGGAUCAGAAAAGGCACAUUCAUCUCACUCUUGUCGGUGACAAGAGCAGCCCUGAAAGUAUCGAGAUUCUGCCUGGCUUGAAGUUUAGCUUUGAGUCUUGGAAAUUCCCUCAAAGAACGUAAGGUACUUCUGCAGCUAGCAGUCAUCAGGCAGUGGAAUAUCAAUGUACGUGUUUACUUCACCAGAAAACAAGACCAACA